Aureococcus anophagefferens is the source of this 723-nucleotide messenger RNA. RefSeq lists its product as hypothetical. The record is from RefSeq and is a predicted model, not a curated record. The transcript has a single exon. The annotation marks the transcript as partial. NCBI's taxonomy places the organism in Eukaryota, Pelagophyceae, Pelagomonadales, Pelagomonadaceae.
AUGGUGUCCCUCGUCAACGCCGGCGGCGACGACGACCUGCGCGACCCCGAGGCGCCGACGAACCACGACGAGCGCGCGCUCCAGGAGGGCUUCACGCUGGGCCGCGUCGUCUGGUUCGGCGGCAAGGACGACUGGUGGGGCGACUGGUGCUUCUACGUCGACAACGAGCACACGCUCAUCAGCACGUGGCGCGGCCACGCGCUGCACCCCUUCGAGCGCUUCGACCGCGUCUGCUACUUCCUCUGCGUCGUCUGCUUCUCGCUCUUCAUGUCGGCCUACAUCCAGCACGAGCACCCCGUGCACGAGUCGCUCGCGGUCUACUGCUUCUGGGUCGCGUUCUCGUCGUUCCUGCUCGUCGUCUACGACCUGCUCCUGCGCAUGCUCGCGACGUGCCCCUGCGUCCAGCCCGGCGCGGCGCUGCACGGCGUCUGCUGGCUCUGCCGCGACUGCUUCAAGGACGCGGGCAAGCAGAGCCUCUACAUCGCGUCGAUCUGUUCUUUGGGGCUGCUCGUCGCCGGCGUCGUGCUCGCGGUGACGGCGGACGUGGACCCGGGCAUGUACUUCGCGACCUUCGGCCUCAUGCGCGUCUGCUCCUACGUGGCGGAGUUCGGGCCCCUGGCCUACGGCUUCUACAGCCGCCGCGAGGGCCAGCGCGAGUACUGGCUCGAGGGCGCGCAGGGCGGCGCGUACCCGCUGGGCUUCGCCAAGCCCGACCCGCUCUUC